Molecule: messenger RNA, 775 nt
Organism: Lolium perenne
Lineage: Eukaryota; Viridiplantae; Streptophyta; Magnoliopsida; Poales; Poaceae
Source: RefSeq, a predicted model, not a curated record
GGCCUAGCUAGGCCAUAACGGAUUUUGCCAAGGAACCAAACUUACCCUAGGUUAGAGGCAGGCGAAAGCGAUCCAACGGCCUCAGAAGACUCUUCGCUCCAUAUAUAACGUCCCAGCCUCCCAGGUAACCACCGCCGCGCACAAACCCUCCGCCCAGGCUAUGGCUUCCAUCGUGUCCAAGAUCGCGCGGGCAGCCUUCUCUACCCGCGCCUCCAAAGUUCGCCCUGCAGCCGCCAUCCGUGUCUCCCCUUCAGGAGGCCCACCCAUAGGCUACGAAAGACAUCUUUAUGUUGAUGAUAAUGCCAGACCCAUAGGCUACAAAAGACGUCUUUAUGUUGAUGAUAAUGCCCUUAAGUCGGAUGAAGCUAUGUGGGCCUUCUAUGAGCACUGGUGCAAGCAUCAUGGCAUAUCUCGUGAACGUCAUGAGAUGGAACGCCGGUUCAAGAAAUUCAGCGAGAGGGCAAGGGCUGUGCACAGUGCUGGUGGUGCGAGUGGCCCCAUGUCAUUGAACAUAUUUGCAGAUAUGACCAAGGAGGAGGCAGCUCUGCUAAUUGGUAAACCUAGAGGAAAAGGAAUUUCUCCUGUCCACUGGUCUAAAUCCUAAGCCCUAUAUGCUUCUGUAUGCCAAAACAUGCCUUAUCAAGCAGUACUAGCUUUGUUGUUGAACUCAUUUUAGCUUUAAUAAAAGCUAUAUUAACCUUAUUUGUAUGUAUAUUUCGCUUUGUUGUAUGAGCUCAGUUAUUAGCUUUAAUAAAGAAAUACCCCUGUUAUACUU